GUUCGUUCGUAUUAGCUGUUGAUUUAUUUACGAAGCUAUGGAUUCAAACCAUGAUGAGUUUUGUUUACCAAAUAAAAUUUACGAUGAUGUUUUGAAGGAUAUCCUUAAACAUAAUCUAAAUAAAUCUACUGAUAACUAUGAAUUGGUUUUCAGCGCUGGAUCUGCCAAGGGAGACAAUUAUAUGGGAGUAAUCCACAGAGUUCAAGUAAUCGAUAAAGCAACUGGAGAAAAUAAACUCAAUUUAAUCGUCAAGUUACCGCCACAAAGCCUUGCAAGAAGAAAUGAAAUGUCCACAAGUGAUUUAUUCAGACGUGAAGCUGAUUUUUAUGACAACGUUUAUCCAAUGUACAAGAAGUUUCAAGAAGAGAAAGGAAUUGAUGUAGAAAAGGAUGGAUUCCAUCACAUUCCGUAUUGCUAUAAAACUUUAAUUGAGGAACCUUAUGAAGGACUUUAUUUUGAAGAUCUUAAUGCUAGUGGAUUUGAAAUGUUUGAUCGUUUAAAGGAAGUUACAAAAGAGCAUGUAUUUCUUGUCAUGAAAUCUCUUGCUAAAAUGCAUGCUGUAUUUUACAGUAUCAAGGAUCAAAAACGUGAAUUAAUUGAGCCCCAUACAAAAAUUAAAGACAUUUUCCUAACUUUAAGUGACAGACCAAAUUCUCCAAUGACUCCAUGGUUUGAUUCUCUUAAGAAGCAAGCUUUAGAAGUUAUAAAUAAAAGUCAAAAUAAGGACAUGAUUCAAAAGAUUGAAAAUUUGUUGGAGAACAAUUUCAGUGAAUUAUUAAAAAAUUGUUUGGAUCUUGAAAAGACCGAACCAUAUGCAGUAUUAUGUCAUGGUGAUUGUUGGAACAACAAUGUGCUGUUUAAGUAUGAUAAGAAUCGAGCUUUAAAGUCUCUACGUCUUUUGGAUUUUCAAAUUAUGCGCUAUAGCUCUCCAUGCCUUGAUCUAAUGUAUUACAUUUUCUGUUGCACAACAAAAUCUUUACGGGAUAAGCACUAUCAAGACUUUUUGAAUGUUUACUACGUUGAACUAUGUGAUUUUAUUCAAAGGCUCGGAUCAGAUCCUAAUAAGCUCUUCCCGCACGAAGCAUUCCUAAAACACUUAAAACAAUUCGGAAAAUUUGGAUUCAUCAUGGCUAUGAUUGUUCUUCCGAUUUUCACAAGUGAUGCUAGCGACAUUCCAGACAUGGAUGAACUUGCUGAAAACUUUAAGAAAAUUGGUGAUUCAGAGCAAGUAGACAAAGAUGUUUUUAACUUUACAACAGAAAAAACAUUUGAUAGAUAUGCAGAGAGGAUGAUUGGAGUGUGCGAUGAUAUGUAUGCAUUAGGGUACAUAUAGAUAGUUUAUUUUAUAUGACAAAGUUGUGGGCUUUUUGGUAUUUUUAUAUUUUUUAAGUGAUAAGUUUGAAUUAAUCAUCCUCUUACUCACCCCUGCAUGUUUAUCAUAUCUCUUUUAAAAAUGAAUAAAGAAUCUUUACAAUUUGUUUGACAUAACAGAG
Messenger RNA from Chironomus riparius, 1493 nucleotides. NCBI's taxonomy places the organism in Eukaryota, Metazoa, Arthropoda, Insecta, Diptera, Chironomidae. The record is from the annotation of a GenBank genome assembly.